GUGGUCAGCGCAUAAUCAGAAAUUACACUUACACGCCGUACUAAUUGAGAUGGAUACUUACUUAAGCUCUCAAUAAUACUUCUAACUGUGCUCGAUUCCAUCAUUAGCUAACAGUCGCGGGUGUUGAAUAUUUUGAAGUUCGAUUUUGCAAUGAACAUGUUACGGCAACCGUUGACAUUUUUAACUAGUUUCUUAAUUUACUUCAACCUUCUUGAAGGGCAUUGGAGUCAAGGCACUUCAAUGGAAGCUACCAAAAUGCCAGUGAUAACUAGCGAGUUUAAGGCCAGUCGCAUAUACGAGUCAUUUCGCGCACUGUCCACCGUCCCGGUCCAAACUCGCCUCAGUCGACGUCACGUGAAUGAGACAAGCCACUUCGAGUCUGGCCGAGCGGUGCGAAAGACACGGUUGCGCACCCCAUCAGCGGAUAUGCUGAGCCGGAAUAUAUCCAGCAUAUUGGAGAAUCUACUGAAACGUUACGAGCAAUCGCAGCUGCCCACACAUGGCCAAGGCAUGCCAACGGUGGUGCGGACAAACAUACUUAUACGCAGCAUGGGACCCGUUUCGGAGCUGGACAUGGAUUACUCGAUGGACUGCUACUUUCGCCAAUAUUGGCGUGACAAGCGACUGAGCUUUCAGGGGCCCAUCAAGAGUCUCUCGCUGAGUAUCAAAAUGCUGGACAAGAUCUGGCGACCGGACACCUACUUUUAUAAUGGCAAGCAUUCACACAUACACACCAUAACCGUGCCCAAUAAGCUGUUGCGACUGGAUCAGGAUGGCGGCAUACUCUACUCAAUGCGCUUGACGAUUAAGGCCACCUGUCCGAUGGAGCUCAAGAAUUUUCCAAUGGAUCGGCAAUCCUGUCCGCUCAUCAUAGGUAGCUAUGGUUAUACCAAUCAGCAGCUGGUGUAUGAGUGGCAAAAUCACGACGAUGCUGUCUCCUUUGUGCCCGGCAUGACACUCAAUCAGUUUGAUCUGAUUAGCAUGAUGCAUCGCAAUUUCACAUCCACACGACGUGAGGGUGACUUUUCCGUACUGCAUGUGGCAUUUAAUCUGAAGCGACACACCGGAUAUUUUCUGAUACAGGUGUAUGUGCCCUGCAUUCUGAUAGUGGUUUUGUCAUGGGUCUCGUUUUGGAUACAUCGUGAGGCAACCAGCGAUCGUGUCGGUCUCUGUGUGACAGCUGUGCUAACGCUAUCGACCAUCAGCCUGGAUUCACGAACCGAUCUGCCCAAGGUGAAGUAUGCCACGGCCCUGGACUGGUUUCUGCUCAUGAGUUUUCUGUACUGCAUUGCCACACUGCUCGAGUUCGCCGGCGUGCAUUAUUUCACCAAAUUGGGUAGCGGCGAGAUACCACGAAUGGAGGAAGAGUGGGAGGAUAUUGGUGCGUUGGGCUUCACGUCAGGUGAAAUUGCCGAUGCGGCCGAGGCCAGUGAUGACAGCGAACCAGCCAACUCUGAUAGCGAUGUAUUCGUCUUUGCCGACCACGACACACUGCACUGUGAGCUGCCAUUACCGGCUGAUCUGAAUGGUGGCGCCUAUCCAAAGCGCAAUGCCUUCAGCUGUCCCAUAUAUAAUAAUCAGCAAGAGAAUCCCGCACACAUUUUCCCAAAGCUCUCGUCGCAUACCUCGACCAUGGAGCGUACCACACAAACGGAGCCGCCCGCCGUUUCCCGGAUGCGUCAGAUGUGGCUCUGCCUCAAGGGUGACGUCAAGUUUCGCAGACAGCGCGAACGUGAUGCUGCCGCGGAGAAGAGUGUCCAAGGACGUGGGGCGAGCUAUGUGAAUAGCAUAUCACUGAUUGAUCGGGUCGCUCGAGUUGCAUUUCCAAUGACCUUCGCCCUGUUCAAUUUGCUGUACUGGUUGGCUUAUGGCAUGUAUAAGAAGGAGUUCUCCUGGUCCAUGAUUAAGGCUUAAGCUAUAUUUCUAUAUGUUUCGUUAGACUUGUAUACUUAUUUAUAAUUUGCGUUUCCUACGCUAAGUCACACAUAGCCAUAAUCCUUACAUCUUUCUCUGCAUUCUCCAUUUCUGCAAACAUCUUGCCUGCCAUAAUC
Molecule: messenger RNA, 2051 nt
Organism: Drosophila grimshawi
Lineage: Eukaryota; Metazoa; Arthropoda; Insecta; Diptera; Drosophilidae
Product: gamma-aminobutyric acid receptor subunit alpha-6
Exons: 6
Coding region: 151-1914 (587 amino acids)
Biological process (GO): nervous system process; signal transduction; chemical synaptic transmission
Cellular component (GO): synapse; neuron projection; membrane
Molecular function (GO): neurotransmitter receptor activity; GABA-A receptor activity; extracellular ligand-gated monoatomic ion channel activity
Source: RefSeq, a predicted model, not a curated record